AUGUGGGUUGGAUGGGCGCGCUGUGCUCGUCGAGUCGUUCGACACGAUGUGAAGGCGCCACGAAGGCUGCUCUCCACUCAAGCACCACAUGAUCUUUUAUCGAAGACUACUCGCAACAUUGGUAUUGUAGCUCAUAUCGAUGCCGGCAAGACGACCACCACAGAGCGUAUGCUCUAUUACGGUGGAUACACAAGAAGAAUAGGAGACGUUGAUGAAGGGUCCACUGUGACCGACUUUUUGCCUGCUGAACGAGCGCGCGGAAUCACUAUUCAAUCUGCAGCAAUCACCUUCCAUUGGCCACCUCAGGAGCCUGGCGCAAAACCUCCUCAGGCACCUGCGUCCUUUGAAUCUAUCGCUCCUUCGACUUUUCCGCACAAUGUGAACCUGAUCGAUACGCCUGGUCACGCAGAUUUCACUUUCGAAGUUCUCCGUUCUCUUCGUGUGCUAGAUGGAGCCGUAUGCAUCUUAGACGGCGUCGCUGGCGUUGAAGCGCAGACUGAGAAAGUCUGGACGCAAGCUGGCAACUACAGAAUCCCAAGAAUCAUCUUUGUCAAUAAGCUGGAUCGAGUUGGCGCUGCGUUCUCCCGAACUGUGAAGGAGAUCGGCGUCAGGCUUCAUGGUUGGCCUGCUAUCUGUCAGAUUCCAUGGUGGAAAGGCGGCAAUGGCGACUUCGUUGGUGUUGGCGAUGUUGUCAAUCUUCGCGGCAUGCUCUGGCAGCCUGGAGGUGAUGGAAGAGACAUUCAAGCGGCCAGUUUAGAAGAGUUGGACAAGACCGAUGCAAAGUUUGCCGAAGAGAUUAGGAAGGCCAGAGUCGCGCUUGUCGAGAUCCUGAGCGAGCACGACGAUAUCAUGGUCGAGUCCUUCCUCGACCACGACGAAGAUCAUCUUGCUAUUCCGGCUUUGCACGUCUGGCAGUCGCUGCGACGAGUAACACUUCACAGCUCUCAGGCUGUCAUACCUGUGUUUGCGGGCGCCAGCUUCCGCAAUGUCGGGGUCCAGCCUUUGCUAGACGCAACAGUCGAUCUACUGCCAUCGCCUCUUGAGCGACCAGACCCAGAGAUCAGCAUCUCAGGACAGAGCAGUACUCUGUCUGCGCUACUUGACGCAUCAGCGAAUGCCAAGUCUGCAAAAUCCGCGAAGAAGCCGCAGCAGUCGGGAGACUUGGCAAUCCCCGAGGUCAAGAAUCUUGCAGCUUGUGCCCUCGCCUUCAAGGUAGUGAAUGACACUAAGCGAGGUGUGUUAGUAUACGUGCGAGUCUACUCUGGAUCACUAGACAAAGGAUCAACCCUCUACAACACCAACCUGGGAGUCGCGGAACGCGCACCACGCUUGCUCAAGAUGUACGCCAAUGAUGCUGUAGAAGUCGACAGCAUCGGACCGGGCCAGAUCGGUGUCAUUACGGGUUUGAAGCAUGCAAGGACUGGCGACACACUCAUCGUGUACCGAGGCUUGCAAAUGAGAGGCACUCCUGCGGGCGGACUGAAUACCCUCCAGCUCAGGCCAAUCAACGUGCCCCCACCGGUCUUCUUCACAAGUAUUGAACCACACAGUCUUAGUGAGCAGAAGCACGUCCACGAGAGUUUGGCAAUCUUGCUUCGAGAGGAUCCAAGUCUGCACCUCUCAAUCGACGAGGAAUCAGGACAGACGCAUCUUGCAGGCAUGGGCGAUCUGCAUCUUGAGAUCGCACGCGACCGCCUGCUCAACGACUUCAAGGCGAAGGCACGCAUCGGCAAGAUCGAGAUCGGCUACCGCGAGACUAUCACCUCCGCAACAUCACCAUACACCUACGAACUUGACAAGCCUAUCGCUGGUAAGCAAGCCAAGGCAACCAUUACAUCCUUCGUCGAGCCUAUUGACGAGAGCAUGAUCAUCCCUGACGCCCAAAUUGAGACGGAGAUCGAAAACGGUCCCUUCGAAACGACCUUCACCCUGCCAGACAACAACACCCUCAGCAUCUCCCACCCCAAUCUCUCUCGACACGACUCGGCCUCCCACAAAGCACACAUUCCACCACAUCUCUCCCUCCCAGGCAUCCUUCAGUCCCUCCAAGCCGGCGCCUCAGCAGCCCUCGCCCGCGGCCCCUUCAACGGCUUCCCCGUAGCCAACACACUAGUCCGCAUCAACCUCGACGCCAGCACGCAACUCUUCCCCGACACAACGCCCACUGCCCUCUCAAUGGCAACGCGCGCAGCCAUCAACGCCAGCCUCCGUUCCGCGAUCGCAGCAAGCGCACCCGCACUAAUGGAGCCCGUGAUGAACGUCACCAUCUUCGUCCACGAAUCCUCCCUCGGUGCAGUCGUCCAAGACAUCUCCUCCGUGCGCGGCGGGCAGGUGCUGUCACUCGACGGCAGUGAUUCGAUCGCGGCGUCGACAUCGACGGAGGACUUGCCGCGCAUUGAUCCGAACUUGAUCUACACGCCGCCCGAUCCGUUUGCAAGCGGCACAGGCGACAUGGGCAGCGGACUUACAGAUAGUCAGCGGCAGAUUGUGGCUCGCGUGCCGCUGAAGGAGAUGGUGGGAUACUUGAACCAUCUCAGGGCGUUGACGGGCGGGAGAGGCACCUUUGUGAUGAGUGUGGAUGGGUUUGAGAAGAUGGGGAGUCAGCGGCAGAAGGAGGUUUUGGAUAGCAUGCGGGACUUUUAA
This is a messenger RNA of Didymella exigua CBS 183.55, 2643 nucleotides long. Its product is annotated as elongation factor G. Bases 1 to 2643 code for a protein of 880 amino acids. The record is from RefSeq and is a predicted model, not a curated record. Gene Ontology annotation, cellular component: mitochondrion. NCBI's taxonomy places the organism in Eukaryota, Fungi, Ascomycota, Dothideomycetes, Pleosporales, Didymellaceae. The transcript is spliced from 3 exons. Gene Ontology annotation, biological process: ribosome disassembly; mitochondrial translation. Gene Ontology annotation, molecular function: GTP binding; GTPase activity.